Andrographis paniculata is the source of this 1673-nucleotide messenger RNA. RefSeq names its product probable magnesium transporter NIPA4. The record is from RefSeq and is a predicted model, not a curated record. Lineage: Eukaryota; Viridiplantae; Streptophyta; Magnoliopsida; Lamiales; Acanthaceae. The coding region runs from base 414 to 1454 and encodes 346 amino acids. Gene Ontology annotation, biological process: magnesium ion transport. Gene Ontology annotation, molecular function: magnesium ion transmembrane transporter activity. The transcript is spliced from 9 exons. Gene Ontology annotation, cellular component: membrane.
ACCAUAAUUCAUUUUCAUCAUCAUUUUAAUUAGACCCAAAUCCAAAUCGUUUCUUCUACCUCAAAAUAAAAAAUAAUCACUCUCAAUUUUGGUUCCGCUGCCCUAAUUUCGAUCCAAAAAACUUCCGAUCGCAUAAACCCCAAAUCUCCGAGUUUCUUCUUCCCAGCGGCGGCAUUGUCCUGAGAUCGUGGAUCUUUAAUCAGGGAUCAAUAAUCCCAUAUCGAUUUCCUGUAGUUUUGCCCAUACCCAGUUUAGUCGUACUGGGUCGACAGAUGCGACUGCAGUUGGGCAAUUUGUAGCUACUGAAAUUUGGAAAUCCUAAUUUGAAUGCUAAUUUUGGUGUAGGAUGAGCUUAGCUUACACAAGUUAGGAUUCUGGGUGCUUUCGGUACCGUACUUAGUGGGAUUGUUAAAAUGGCAUCGGAGGAUGUGAAUUCGAUUACGUAUAGGGGGAUGUCAGCGGACAACAUCAAAGGAUUGGUGUUGGCUUUGUCCUCCAGUUUCUUCAUUGGCUCAAGUUUCAUUAUUAAGAAGAAGGGAUUAAAGAAAGCUGGUGCUUCAGGCACCAGGGCCGCUGUUGGUGGAUAUUCGUAUCUAGUUGAACCAUUAUGGUGGGCAGGCAUGAUAUCAAUGAUUGUGGGUGAAAUUGCAAAUUUUGCUGCUUAUGCAUUUGCACCAGCUAUUCUCGUUACACCUCUUGGUGCACUCAGCAUCAUUAUCAGUGCUGUACUUGCACAUAUUAUUUUACGGGAGAGGUUGCACAUUUUUGGUAUUCUUGGCUGUGCUUUAUGUGUUGUGGGCUCUACCACAAUUGUUCUACAUGCUCCAAGGGAACGUGAGAUUGAAUCAGUUCUUGAAGUAUGGGAACUUGCUACUGAGCCAGCUUUUGUCUGUUACGCAGUUCUGGUGAUAGCAAUCGUCCUUGUACUAAUUUUCCAGUAUGUCCCACAAUAUGGCCAAACGCACAUAUGGUAUUACGUUGGUGUCUGUUCAUUAGUUGGUUCCUUGUCGGUCAUGAGUGUCAAAGCACUCGGAAUUGCAUUGAAGCUGACAUUUUCAGGAAUGAACCAAUUAAUAUAUCCCCAGACAUGGGCAUUUGCAUUGGUUGUCUUGGUUUGCAUCCUCACUCAGAUGAAUUACCUAAAUAAGGCCCUCGACACAUUCAACACUGCUGUGGUUUCGCCCAUUUACUAUGUCAUGUUCACAUCACUAACCAUCGUUGCUAGUGUGAUCAUGUUCAAGGACUGGGACAGGCAGAAUCCAACCCAGAUUGUCACAGAAAUUUGCGGGUUUGUGACUAUUCUUUCUGGGACCUUUCUUCUUCACAAGACAAAAGAUAUGGCCGAUGGUUCUGCAUCAAUGAGACUCCCAAAACACUCAAAUGAAGAUGGAUUUGGAGAUGAAGGCAUCCCACUAAGGCGGCAAGAUUCAAUAAGAUCUCCAAGAGUAUCGUGAUACAAUAUUUUUCUUUGAUGAUUAUUACUCGUAACUUACUUCGGAGCUCUCCCCUGAGAAAUGAUGCCACAGUUAUUAUCUUGUAUUUUAUCAGAUGGGAUUCCCCUUUCUACUCAACCUUUCAAGGUGUAACUAACUGCACGACUACUAUUCUUGAAUGUACAGGGUUUAUGCUCUGAACCUCAUGGCCAAGAAAAUAUCACACAGUGCAUUUGUUGA